UUGGUGAGAGAAGCAGGGAAGGGCUUGGAGGAGCGGAAGCAGAUCGGGAGCAAGGGAAGCCAUCCUGGUUUAGCUCCCCUGCGGAGGGGAGCAGAGGGGGAGGUCCUGCCUGUCUCCCCUUGGCUAAGCUUGCGUGCACAAGGUUUCCUGUCGCGUGGCGGCGGCGGAUGAUUUAGCAGGGGCGCAAGGACCCGAAGUUCUCGCUGAUGGAUCUGCGCAAAACUUUUACCCAUGGGUAACAAAGGAGUCUGGAGCAAAUUCACCAAUGAUUGAAAAACAAAAAAGAAACCCCAAUAAUUAAUAAGACUGAAAGACAGUUUGUUGUUAAUUUCAACACAAUGAGCCGCCGUGGAAACAACUGGGCCUACACUGAGGUAAUUGACCUCCUGGAUAUAUGGGGAGAGCAGAAGAUCCAGAAGCUGCUCCAGAGCAGCUACAGAAAUAUGGACACGUUCCAAGUAAUUGCAAGCGAGAUGGCCAAGCGGGGACACGAGCGCACUGCCCAGGAGUGCCGGACCAAGACGAAAACAAUGCGGAGGGAUUACAAAAAGGCCAAGGACAACCCCUCUUCGCUGGGCGGGCGCAUGACGUGCCCUUUCUACGAGCAGCUCGAUAGGAUAUUGGCCGGCGAUUCUGGCUUCCAGCUCCCAAGGAGGCUACCGCAUGUUGCUCUGCCGGAGGAAUCGUCGGGGGAUACCAGUUCUCCGUGUCCCCUGGCGGAAGGAGCCGCACCCGUGGUGCCCGAGGACUAUAGCGAGAGUCCGGAUCAGUUUUCCCCAUGCACACAGGUCGCUGUGGAGAUCUCCGAUUCCGCCACGCCCAGUCCCAUGUUCUACAUGACGAGGGCGGUCUCCGCGAAGCCCGCAAGCAUGUCUUGGCCGGCAGCAAAAGCGGAUCACCCGGCUCCAUCCCUCUCCUCUAUGUUCCUCAGUAACCCUGGCAGCUCAUCAACCAAAGGUUCAAGAAUGGAUGCAACGGUGGCCCCUUCGUCGGUUCUGCUGCCCAACGGCCCGACUCUGUCUUCUGAAGGGCGGCUGACCAGAGUCCGAAAGCGCCAAAGGAAAACCAGGAACGACUUGGUGAUGGAAUUGUCACGAAUAGCAGACAGGAGGGUUCAGACCGCAACCGACAGAAUCCUGUCUUCCUUGAACCGGUAUGCCACCGCAGACCUCCAGGACCGAGAGAGGGACCGGGCAGACACGGCUCAAAUCAUUGCCAUCAUGCAUCGCCAGACAGAACUGCUGGAGUCGCUGGUGCAGAUGCAGCCUGUCGAGCAGACGCCGGUGUCCCCUGCACCCUCGUGGCACCCUCGGCCGCGCUCCGCCAUCUCUCCCCCCUCCCGUUCGGGUGUCCCCAGGAGGACACUGGUGCCCCGGGUGACCCACAGGCGGAGACCACAGAAGUACAGCCCUUAACUGUACUACUGAGGAAGAGGGCUUCCUAGUUAAAGUUGCUGGGUGCUACUGGAACAAUAUAUUGAGAGCCUACACCCAGAGGCAUUUGUAUUAACGGCUGGAGUAUCUAAUGCUAGAAUAGGACAUAAACAAUGAGGCAUAAUAUAUGCUCCUGAAGCCUCAGUCGUGUACCCAUUCUCCUGAAACCGAGCCCCCUUGAACUCAAUGGGGCUUACUUUUGAGUAGUUAUGCAUAGCGUUGUACUCUUAAGGGUUUGGAUUUAGAUGCUCUGGAAGACUGUUUUGUAGCAUAUGUUCCAAAGACACCAAGAUUAAUUAUCUGGUUCCCUAUUGGCCCUGUGGGUUAGACACUUAGGUGCUAAAAAUCUUAAUGGGUCUUCGCCUAAUUAUGUUGAUGGCCAAUGCCACCCCCCCUCCACGUCUUCCUUUUUUAAAUUUUGUAUUCCUUGAAAUCUCAUUUAAGUUUUAAACUCCUUGCCCCCCCCUGUUUUAAUUAUUAUCGUUAUCGCCUGGGAGAUGGCAUGAAUAUGCAAUGGUUGGGGCGAUCUGGAGAGCAACACAGGUUCUUCCAGUGGUGCAACAAGAAAGCUUGCUGGCACAUUUGCAAAGCUAAGCAGGGUCCGUUAUGGUUUCAAAUCGGAUGGGGAACCAUGUGUUGAGAUUCUUGCAUUGCAGAGGGUUGGACUGGAUGACCCCCAGGAUCCCUUCCAAUUCUACAAUUCUGUGCCUCCCUCUUCUACUUGGUUUCUUUGUCCUCUUUUGAUAGGUGGGUCCAGCUUUCUUCUAUGCAAACAGGAUAAAGAGGAUGGGCAUAUACUGUGGACAUAAUACAUGAAAUUGUGUAUCAUGUAGGGUGGGAACAUAAUAUAAAUUAAUACCAAACAUUUAUUUAAUGCUAACCGUUAGCUAGUUGAAGUAUAGACCAGAACAAUAAUGCAGUCCUUAAACAUAGGGUUUUGGACACCUCCGUGCAUCAGCUUGCCAUGGCCAAGGCUUGGUCCUUUUCUGCUGAAUAGGAAGUGGGAAGAGAAGACAUCCGUUUCAUCCCCUUCCUCCUAAAUCAUUGCUUUUGUAAUACAUAGAAGUCAGAACAUUUCCCUUCCUGGCUGAAAGCAUGACAUCCGCUGCACAGCUAUGGCCUGACCUCCGUGGUCCAUCUGUGGUGUGGGGAGGUGAGGAAUUGACGUGUCUUUAUGUCACUGGCAGAUACAGGCUUUGAAAACCAUGGCCCUCAAUGUUUAUGUUGGGUAGGUGAGAUGAGUGUUGCAAGGAGAAGUUACAGAUGGAUUUAAAAAAGGGGCUGAGAAGGUGGAAGGUGGAAGGACUUCAUCAGCGGAAGGUAGGGCGAGGUGUGCAUUCGACCUGGAGAACAGCAGGACACGGAAGAUGCCAUGCAGGCUGAUUUCAGAUGAGCUUGCAUAGGUGAAUGAGGAUUAAAAAUGGGAUAGAUGGGAAUUAGAGGUGGAGAGUGUUAAACACAGCGCGAUUUUUCUAGGUGCCGGAACUCGCCAUGGACGUCUCCCUUCUUCUCUUACAAUGCCAAUGGCGCCCACAUGAGAGGUGGGAGAAGUUGCGGCUGAAAAAAUUGCCCUGGUGUAAUAACUAAAAGCUAAAUGUUGGUUGUCGAGAUCAACAGGGAUUCAGUACAAACAACGUAAGGGGAGGGUGAUGUGAUCAGAAGAAGGGAAGCAAGAGUUCUGUUUGGUUGCUUCUGGGCAGCAUCUCUGCUCAUCACUGCAAAGGAAAUAAGGGAGCAAAGUAUCUCACGGGAGAGGUACCAUCUAGUGAAAGUGGGGGUGCCUCUCUUAAUCCCCCCCCCCGCAUUUGUUUUUGUAACCUGUGCCAGUUCCACUGGCUUGUUGGACUAGCAGCAAUAAACGGGGAUUGGCACAACUCCUAUCUCGGUUGCUGACACUGAGCGCAUCGCCUGAGAGCAUGCCUGCCACUCUAUAAUCGCUGCAGGAAGUAACCAUGUAAGAAAAAGGUGCAUGGCUUGGUGGCACCCAGCGAAUACAGAGGCGGCUUAUAGAUACCCAAAGUAAUGAUCUUAAAGAUCUAUAGGAAAUAUUACAGUUUGAACAUGGAAUCCACAGUGUAUGAGUGGCUUUAAAACUUACUUCCAGGGAUCUUUCAGUGAGGGGGAAAAAAAUCUGGGUAGUUUUUACCGGAAGAUAACUUCCUCACUGCUGUUUAUCUCCACCGCCAUUUGCAGACACCGAAGAUUAUUGGGUAUGUGCUAGGGCAGAGCUUUCCAAAAUUUUCAUGUUGGUGUGACACACUUUUUAGACAUGCAUCAUUUCGUGACACAGUAAUUCAGUUUUACUAGCAAACCAGAGGUUAAACUAACCCCAUUUGUGCGACACACCUACACACUACAGCCAACAUGCUAGUGUGUCGCGACACACAGUUUGGAAAGCUGUGCUAGGGAAUAUCCUUGGAUUACGUAGGGCAGCAGAGAUAUCCUACAGGACUGACUUUUGCCCUAUUUGGGGCUGCUUAAGCCUGACAGCAGGUGUGAGGAAACGCCCUCCAGAAGUUUCUGAACUUCAGCUCCCAUGGUCCCUGGCCUUUGACCAUGUUUGCUAGGGCUGAUGGGAGUUGUAGUUCAGCAUCAUCUGGUGGGCUGAAAAUUCCCGUACAGCGUGCCCACAAGUCCUUGGUAGAUGUGUGGAGCAGGCAAGGCAAUGUAAAACAAUGUUAAGACCCCUGGGACUAGAUAUGUAAAGGCACAAAAUACCUAUAACUUCUUGAAAGAGUGGCAAUCCAAUUGAGAGUGGUAGCCAGUUUUGACUAGUUGGAUAGAAUUAACAGAUGAAUUAGUGGGCUUAAGCAGUUGUGGAGAGGCCAUACCACAGACCUUUGGAGAAUGGGGAGCAAAUUAUUUUUGUCUACAAAAAGGCAAUUGAUAAGAAUUGUGCUUACCAUGGAUGUGACAGGUGUGCUAGGUCCCUUGUUUCAGCAACAUGACAGGCAAGGGUUGUGUCGAGAAAUACAAGAGAUAUCCUAGCUUAGAAUGGUAUUUUAGCUUUCUUUUGUAACGGCAAACCUCUUUACUUGCCUGUAUUAUAAACCCUGCUUCAUAAAAACUGUUUCAAACCAAA
Messenger RNA from Zootoca vivipara (common lizard), 4515 nucleotides. RefSeq lists its product as uncharacterized. The record is from RefSeq and is a predicted model, not a curated record. Lineage: Eukaryota; Metazoa; Chordata; Lepidosauria; Squamata; Lacertidae.